UAAUUUUUCAAGUUUUUACGAGAUGGUUAGUGAGGAAAUCCCAUCUGGAGACCCUGAAAAGGGAAAGAAAGUAUUUGUACAAAAAUGUGCCCAGUGUCAUACAGUCGAAGGUGGGGGUAAGCACAAAACUGGGCCCAAUCUCCAUGGGUUAAUAGGCCGAAAAACAGGACAAGCUUCGGGCUUUUCGUAUACAGAUGCUAACAAAAACAAAGGGAUAACUUGGAGUAAAGAUACAUUAUGGGUUUACUUGGAAAACCCCAAGAAGUACAUUCCUGGAACAAAAAUGAUUUUUGCUGGUCUUAAGAAGAAGCAGGAAAGAGCAGAUCUUAUAGCCUACUUGGAACAAGCUACUAAAUAAUAUUAAAACAUCAUAGGAUUUAGUGAAAAAUUAGUGUCUUAAGACACUACUCUUAUAGUUUAUUUGCCAAGAAGGUUUUUCUUCAUGAAUAAGAACUGUUGUAUUUGUUUUCAGAAGUCAAAAUAGUAAUUUUUAGAAUAAGAAAUAGCUCAUUUCAUCUCUUAACAUAGACAUUCUUAUCAAAACAGUUCAUGUAAUAAUGAUAGUUUUAAUCGGAUUAUUAUGUAUGAUAAUUGUUUGAAUGUGUAUUAAAACUGUCAUUUAGAAAGUGGUAUAACAAAUGUGGAAAUAAAUUAUGUAUUCAAGUUAUACAACAAAA
This is a messenger RNA of Limulus polyphemus (Atlantic horseshoe crab), 677 nucleotides long. RefSeq names its product cytochrome c. The coding region runs from base 23 to 358 and encodes 111 amino acids. The transcript has 2 exons. Gene Ontology annotation, cellular component: mitochondrial intermembrane space. Gene Ontology annotation, biological process: mitochondrial electron transport, ubiquinol to cytochrome c; mitochondrial electron transport, cytochrome c to oxygen. Lineage: Eukaryota; Metazoa; Arthropoda; Merostomata; Xiphosura; Limulidae. Gene Ontology annotation, molecular function: electron transfer activity; heme binding. The record is from RefSeq and is a predicted model, not a curated record.